Molecule: messenger RNA, 459 nt
Organism: Fusarium verticillioides 7600
Lineage: Eukaryota; Fungi; Ascomycota; Sordariomycetes; Hypocreales; Nectriaceae
Exons: 1
Coding region: 1-459 (152 amino acids)
Source: RefSeq, a predicted model, not a curated record
AUGAAGAGUUUGAAGAAAUUCGUCAUUGGAGCUGGAGAAUGGUCUUGCCCCUUUCGAACUGAAGAAACUUGGAACAAGGAGAUGGAGCCGGUUACGUUGGGCAUGAGGAACGACCCACCAGAUUGGUAUUUCGGCCACAAUCGCCACAGAUUCAUUGCAAAUCCUGGACCAGAACACUACACCAGAGGCUUCAUCACGGCUUAUCAUUCACGCCGUGACAAAUCGCAGGCGGUGCCCAUGGGGAACUAUUUGCUGGGCGAGGGCUUGAGACAGAAGCGAAGAGCACAGAUGCAUUAUGCUUGGUAUAACGUUCGGGGGGUAUAUCACUGGUUUAUUGGCAAUCAUUAUGGAGACUACAGCGAGGAUCUCGGUUGGGCGCCUGAGGGGGAGACUAUCGAGUUGGACGAUGCUGCUUACGCAUUGCUUAUGGAGACUAUCCGAGCUAGACUAAGAUCUUAG